Durusdinium trenchii is the source of this 348-nucleotide messenger RNA. The record is from the annotation of a GenBank genome assembly. NCBI's taxonomy places the organism in Eukaryota, Dinophyceae, Suessiales, Symbiodiniaceae.
AUGGCCAAAGACUGUCGGCAACCCAAGGGCCCGAGCCAGCAGAAGGGUAAAGAAAAGGGGAAAGUUGAAAAGGGAGGAAAAGGAAAAGAAAAGAAAGAACAGGGAAAAGUUAAAGGCGGCAAGCCUUCAGGUUCAGGUAAGAACCAGUCAAAAGGUAAAGGAAAAGGAAAGAAGGGCUUGAGAACAGCUGAGUACUACGACUUGGCCACCCCAGAAGAGAGUGAAGCAGAGUUAGAAUUGGAACAGGAAGCACUAGAGUACGAAGGGUUUGAGGAGGAUGCUUGGAGUGAAGCGUCCGAAGCAACGGAACCCAUUUUUCUGAGCUCUCACCAGCCACGUGCUGCUUAA